Messenger RNA from Canis lupus familiaris (dog), 1845 nucleotides. RefSeq lists its product as uncharacterized. The coding region runs from base 1108 to 1845 and encodes 245 amino acids. NCBI's taxonomy places the organism in Eukaryota, Metazoa, Chordata, Mammalia, Carnivora, Canidae. The transcript has 9 exons. The record is from RefSeq and is a predicted model, not a curated record.
UCGGGGAGGUGAGGGUUUCAGAACUUAACCGUCUGCGGAGCGCUCUGCAGAGCCAGCGCACAACACCAAAGCUGCAACAAUAGAAUGCAAGAAGAGGUUUGGGCUGCGGGGGAGUGGACACUUGCGUUUGCGGGCUGGGGGUUGGAGCGCGCAGGUAAGAGUUCCGAAAGUUUUCUUUCGGGCUGGGGGAGGGUGGAGGAAGCCACAGGUUCCCGACUGUCAGAGAUGCAGGGAUGGAGGGAUGGGGCCUGGACCACUAGGUAAGAGUCGGCCGUCCCGACCGCCCCUUGCAGCCUCACGACCCACCCAGAACCGCCUAUGCAGUGCUGGAGCUCUGUGAUCCCCCUUCCCACUUAACACCCACCCCCCUACCCCUUCUCAUUGUGUUCGAUUAGAAAGGGGAACGCGAGCCCCCGGAGCUCCUCAGACCCAGCAGUCCGCCCCGCCUUUUGUGUUUUAACCUUUUGUUUCUAGCUGCCACGCCCGCCCAAAAGAGGGAUGGCUGAGGCUGCUCCUGCGGGGUGGAGAGGCAGCGCGAUUCCCUCCUGAUUUACAGGCUGGGGGAGACUCCCCAGCCGCUCUCCCAAGUAGCCUGGCUUUGCAGUCUCUGUAGGCCGGUUCCUGCUCAAGUGAGGGGACCACUCCAGAACUAGUAAACAUGUCCACUUGUUAUGAAAAUUUUCAGCGCUUGCCCACUUUCUCGAAAAAGUUGUUUAUCUGUCCCAUCACUUGGGGAAUAGACAUUUAGGGACAAAGAUGGGAGUGUGUCAAAAGUGGGCAAAUGUAGUUUGCUCUGGCUGUUACCAUGUGCUUGAAUAUUAGGAAUGUGUGGAACAGGCUUCUCGAAUUCAACAAUGCAAAUUGAGGUCAUUAUCUUCAGGUGCAAUUAUUAUUAUCAGCAUCUAGAAAGCAUCACACGGAGCAUUGACCUUCAUGCUGCAUUGUUCUUACUGGAUCCUCCUAUCCGUGAACAUUAUGCCAAGUACCAAUACAGCAUCAAGUCAUUUCUGGAUGGAAAGUUUUCAAACUUCUUCAUUUGGAGUUACUUAAACGUGAGGGUGUUGGGAUUUUUGAGGAUGCCUUCCCUAUGUGGAUUAUUACAGUUUGAUGACUGAUUCUCUGCCUCAAAGAAGAUUAUUUUGCUAUCUGGAAACUCAUGCCCACCUCUUUGACUUCGGGUCAAAAUUGCUUUCCUCACAGUCUGACUGGGAAAGUUGUAAAACAUUAGAAUGUCCUUCAGCGGUGGGCUGUGGAAUGUCAUUACUCUCAGGUGACUACGGAAGCAUUAGCACCCUGCAUGCUCAGGUGGCCCCCACUCCUACGGACACAGCUCUUUCACCUAUACGGUUUUCUUCUGUAUUUCCUGAUAUAAGUCUCCCCCUGACCCCACUGGAAUGCAUGGAUUUGCAUUUGUUCUUCCAGGAGUGUCUAACUGGAUGUCCUCUGCAAAUUCAUCAAAUGUGCCAUCUUUUCCAUCAUGUGGUCAUCCCUGGGAUCAUCAUCGAACAUCGUUCUCCACCACUCUGGUCCAUGGAUGGUUGUUCUCUUUUGUCCAUUCCAUCAAAUGUCCUGAACACUGUCAGAAGAGGGAAAAGGCUAAUGGAGCUGUUAAGUCUAAGUAUGACUGCCAAGAUGAAUCCAAAAAAGCCAAAGAGCCUGAGCAUGUCAGACCUUCCUGCAGCCUGCCACACACACUUAAAACCCCAGGGAAAUGAGUGCGGCUCAGGAGGGGGGAAGAGCGCCAACCAGCAUUGGAACCUCAGAAAUGCAAUCUACUCUGAGCUUCUGCUUGCCUCUUUGUCAGGCCGGGAAUGCUUCCUGUCUGCAAGCUGGUCAGAAAUGUAA